Molecule: messenger RNA, 6162 nt
Organism: Schistocerca serialis cubense
Lineage: Eukaryota; Metazoa; Arthropoda; Insecta; Orthoptera; Acrididae
Product: mucin-19
Exons: 11
Coding region: 458-4609 (1383 amino acids)
Source: RefSeq, a predicted model, not a curated record
CGGGCGCGGUGCGUUUGUGUGUGUUGUGUUGCUGUCGCGGCUCGGCGCCCGUGUGUGCGAGCCGCUUUUGUGUGCCGGCGACAGUGGCAGCGGCGUCGUUCACCGCUGCUGACCGAAUACUGGACAGACCACGCGUCAGCACCAGCUAGUUGCCUGUGCUCCCCGAGAAUUUUUCCGAGGUGCUGAACCUCCAAAGGACGGAUGCUGUUCGUGUAGUAGUGCCGGCCCAGCUACAGCUUGCAGUGACCAAGCAGGAAGCCUUCAAAACCAGUGACAAACCGUCAAACCAACACUGACUUUCUGGUCUUCCUACGCUAGUCUCGGAACUACCAUGGCCGAUGUUGAAGGCGGUUCCUCGCACUGGCCACUGCAGACGGCGCGGCCGUCUUUCGCCGAGCCCAGGUAGACGACGACCAGUGAGCGAGGCAGUCCGCCAGGUCGCAGACAGCCCGCACCAAUGUUCGGGCUCAAGUUCCGGUCGUGGAUGGAGUCGCACAUCGUGCGACCGCGGAAGAAACAACAGCAGCAGCAGCAGCAACAACAACAGCAGCAGCAACAUCAACAACAACAGGCGGGGUCGGCGGCGGCAGCUGCGGGCCGCGGCGCUAAGGCGUUCGGUGGCGGAAAGGCGUCGGGGGCGGGACCCGGGGGCGGCAGGGGCGGCCGACCUCUAGGCUCCGCGGGCAACUCCCCCAGCAGCCCGGGCCGGGCGCGCAGGGACCGCGAAGCCGCCGCCCAGGCGUCGGCGUCGGCGGGGGGCGGCAUCUCGCUGCUGGCGCAUGCGCAGCAGCGCGGCACGGCGCACAGCCUGUCGUCGCCCGAGUCGGCGUACUCGACCGGCUACUCGACCGACGGCACGUCUCCGGGCGCCUCCUUCCCGCCGGAGUACUACAUCAACCUGCGCACCGGCACGCACUACUUCCACAGCAGCGGGGGCGGCGCGGGCGCAGCCGGAGGCGGAGGCGGAGGACCGGCUGGCGCGGGGGCGGCGGCCGGCGCGCUCGGGCACCAGCCGCAGCUCGCGUACCACCACCACCAUCACCACCAGCACCACCACCACCAGCAGCCGUUUCCACCUCAACACCCGAGGCUCGUACAGGUGUCCGAGGGCGCGGCCGUGGUGCCCAGCCACCGGCGCACCGAGUCCUACGACGAGUGCCGGCGCGUGCCGCUGCCCGUGCCUGUGCCCGUGCCGCCCGGACAGCCGCCGGCCGACGGGCAGGCGCAGCCGCAGCCGCCGGCGCGCGCCAGCUACGCGCUGCCCGACGAGUACUCGUCGCCGCCCGCGACGAGCGCGGCGCCGUCGCCGCGGCAGCGCAACCGCAUCCGCACCAACCCCUGGCUGGCGGGCAGCUCGCUCAGCUCGAGCGCCUCCUCCUCGUCGGCGGGCCGCGGCAGCCUGGCCGGCGUCUCCGGGCCCCAGCAGCAGCCGCCGGCGCAGGCCCGCGCGCAGCGCCCGCUAGAGUCCUCCAGCGGCAGCGACGCCACGCUGCCGCGGCGCGCCAACGACGCCGCGGCCGCUACCAUGCAGCCUGCAGGUGGGGGCAGAGAGGCGGCCCUCCUGCUGCACCGAGCCUCGCCUCGUGGCGUAGAGGCGCGAGGGCCGGUGGAGAGCGUCAGGCCGUGCCGCGGCAUAAACACCACGGCCGCCGCCGCCCCCGCUGCUGCUGCCUCCCAGGGCAGAGCGCGACGCCCGCGUCUGCCCGCCGCCGCCCUUCCCGCCACCCCCGGUGUCUGUCGAGGGCUGAUCGAGGAGAUGCUUGUCGCCGAUAACGAGGGGCGGGCGGGCCGCGUGUGGGGCCGGCAGGCCGCGACGCCGACGCCGCCCCCCGGCAGUGGCAGCCGCGGCAGCGCCUCGCCCGCUCCCGCAGGCGCCGUGGCGGCGGCAGGCCCGCACGGUCCCGGCUCUGCCGUGACGUCACCGCGGCGCGCCAGCCUCUGCUCGUCGACGUCCUCGUCGACGGUGUCGUCCGCCUCGUCGUGUGGCGUGGGCGGUGCGGGGCCCGGCGUGGGCGGCGGCUCGUCGGCGGCCAGCAGCGGCUGCGGCGGCCGGGCCUGCGUGUCGGCGCCCGUGGGCCGCGCCACGCUGUCCGCACAUCUCUCCCUGUCCGCCGACGAGCACGACGAGCUGGAGCUCGACGACGAGGACGACCUCACGCUCAACGAGAUGCUCGGCAAGUUCGACGAGAGCUACGUCUAUGAGAAGGAAACGGAUAUCCUUAGCGACAGCGAUCCCACGGACUGUGACGAAGACACGGACUUCGACACGGGCCAAGAGUGCGGCGACGACGACGGCGACGUGGACGGCGACGACGAAGACGAGGGCGAGGCUGGCAGCGGCGAGGCGGACGGGGGCGGCGGGGGCGGCAGCGGCAGCGGCGAUCUGGCGGACGAGGAGGAGCUGGACUUCAUCGACAACGGGUCGUGCGUCGACAUGGAGGCGGCGGAGGAGCGGCGGCGGCCGGCGCGCAACCGCGGGCACUGCACCUACCACAUUCCGGCGGACCUGCUGCCGCAGCCGUCGUUCAACCAGCAGCAGCAGCAGCAGCAGGCUGUGCCGCAGGCGCAGACGCAGCCGGCGCCGGCACGCAAGCCCUCCGGCCGCUACCGCGAGUCGUUCCUGCGUCGCUCCAGCGCGCGCCGCCACUCGGCUGCCCGCUCGGCGCUGCACGUCACCUCCGAGCAGUCGCAGGCGGCGGCGGCUGCUGCGACUGCCGACGCAUCCUCGGCCGCCAGGGAGGGCACCGGCAGUCCGCUGCCCGUGGCGCGGCAGCACAGUGCCAGGCGUUCGGUGGACGAUGGUUUUCCAGUGGGACGUAGAAGCUCCAGUCGACACCACCAUCACCAUCAUAUGCAGCAGGUACACGGUCAGCCAGGCUCACGGAAUUCGAGCGAAAAGAAGAGGCCAUCUCGGUGCUCUGUGCGUCGCUCUGCGAAUAGCAGCAUCAGGGAGAGACAGCACGAAUCUGAUCACGACCGGGACCAUGAAAGAGAGUGGCCCAGCGCUGGAUCGAGAACAGGUGCUGCUGGAUCACCAUUACCCAAACAUAAUGGGUUGCAUCACCAGCAACAGGCGCAACCACAGCAACACACCGACAGAUCAGCCGACGUACAGCUGGGUCCCAGUGUCAUGAAUCUCAACAAGGUCCUCAUGCAGAAGAUGCUGGAGCGUACUGGUGUGACUGGAACAAGGAGCGCUGGAAAUACUCCAAUAAGCCUGCGCAGGCGAAUUCUUGAAGGUGAAGGAGUGCCACUUUCGCCAUCCAGGCUGAUAAACAAAAAUAUUAGACCACUGCAUCCCAUGAAUUGUAACACUGGUGCCAAUGGGAACUGGAACCAAGAUGUCUCACCUAAGAUGAUUACAGACGUAUACUGCUCCCCUCAGAAACAGCGUUCAAAUUCCGUGAGCUCCACAGCCAGACGAAGCGACACUGGCUGUGGAGGUAUCUACGGUGGAGGAAACGGCCUGAUGCGCAAUGGUGCACGAGGCAAUGCCAAUUAUUUGGCAACAUUUUCAUCUGAGAUGGCACUUGUGGAAGCAGACAAAGAAGCAGACCGUAAAUAUAGGGAGUUAAUCCUAGAAGCAGAAAAUAUUCUGGUCAGCAUGAAAGGAGGUAUAAUGGAUAAAACUACAAAUUUCAUGCUUCCAAAACCUAAACCAUAUUUCUUGAACUCAAAUUAUCUCAAUGACAAUUGUCCCAGAACCAAACCACCAGCAAUGCUUAAAAAUUCUGCUAAUGAAGAAAAGACAGUAUUAAAUUCUGGCUCGAGAAAUGAAUUGAGGUCACCACCAGAAAUUUUAAGAUCACGUACAACCUCACCAAAACGAAUUGUAGAGAAUCACAAUGAAGAUCAAGAUUUGCAAAAUGGUAACACGUUUUUGAUGACAGGAGAGGACUCAUUCAAGCGACAUAAAGAGCCAGACAAAAUCCUAGGCAGCCCAAGAAAGAGACAGAACAGAAAUAUCAGAAGUAUGCCAGUGCAAGGAUCCAGUUCAUCUGAAUCUGAUGGCUCCUCAACCCCACAUCAGGAAGAUGUAACUUUCUCACCAAAGAUACCAGUUUCUGCCAGCACUAAUAAUUUUCAGAGACCUGCUCUGACAACAUUCCGCUCUAUUGAUAUUGGGAAUGCAGCUGAUGGGUCUAGAUACUGCCCACAAAGUGAACCUGUCAAAAGGAAGGUAUACACAUGCAGUGCAACAUUUGACAGACUGCAAAAGUCUUUAGAAAAAAGCCAGCAUGCAUCUUUCAGACAAAAAGGUGGUUCUGCCAAAAAUACUACCAAUGAAGCAGGAGAGAAGAGUGGGCGUGAAAGCUUAAAAGAAAAGUUAGAACAAUUGCGGAAAGAACGUCUUGAAGUUGAAGCAAAAGUUCGAGAGGCACAAGAAGAUGAAAGGAGAAGAUUUGAUGACAAAAGGCAGUUCUCUCUGUUACGGCGCCAGAUGCUUGUACAUACAAUUGAAGGCCUGAAGAAAAGUCUUGAGGAUCAAUCAGCUAAACUUCAGGAAACUUACCAACCAGAUAUUGAAGUACCUGUAAGUAACAGGAGGCACUCAAGCAGCAGUAUUGGCUUGCAGCAGGAGGCAGACUGCAUUGAAAAUGAUCAGUAGCAAAGCUAAUGAGUAAGGAAGGAAAGUGCAAAUGUAGCACCUAAAGUAUCAUUAUAGUGCCCUAUGAAGGGCUUCUUAUGAGACUGAUAAACUGGUUUAUGUGUUAGAAGCUAUCAAAAACUCCCCAUAUGAGUGUCGAAUUAAAAAAAAAAAUAUCUUUAUUCAAUGGGAGCAACAGAAAGUGUCUUGAGCAAUUCUAUUUUGAUAUCUAAGCGUCACAAUAAUAUGAAGUCAUGAGCUUCUGGAAGUUAUGCAUAUUCCUUUUUUUAAAUAAUUGAUAUAUGUGGACAAUGCAAAUGACUAUAAUUGAUGUUCAGUUGUGUAAAAGAAUGUAUUUAUGUAUAUAUAUAUAUAUAUAUAUAUAUCACUCAAGAAGCAAUUGGUAAAUAAAUAUGAGAGACUGUUGGCAGUGCUCAAGCACAGUAAAUAUGCAAUAUUCCUGAGGCUGUAUACUCUAUAAUUGUUAUCCAGUAUAAAGUGGUUUCCACUAAAAGCAUAGAAGUUUUAUAGAACACAGUGAACCUCCUGUAGAUUUUCACAACAAGUAAAUUAACAAAUUGCAUUGGUUCCAAGUGAUGUCUUGCACAAUAAUGAAUAAUGAGGUAGAAAUAGAAAUAACUUGCCCAUUCAAGAUGUGUUGACGAAAAGUUUAUAUCUGCAUUUGGAAAAAAAUGUCAGUUAACCUAAAACCUGCUUGAGAAAAUUGUAAAACUUUUGUUAUUCAGACAUAAAAUUUGCAGCUAUUGUCUUAUUUUUAACAGCAUCUUAAUACUGAUAUACUGAAUUGGGCAAAAGAUGUAUAUUAUUUUUCUUAUAUUAAGCUGUAGAAGUAUUCCAUGAAUGUUUGUAGUCCCUAGAAUGUAUAAUAUUCCUCUAGGAUGGAAAGAAAAAUGAUAUAUGCAUUGGCAAGGAAAACAGUAGCUGUCAAAUCUUAACUAGGAGAAACCUAUUAACCAAACCACAAUAUCUACAAUGCUAGAAUGACAGAAAAAUGUCAUGUAGAAAAUAUUAGAAUAAUAAAACUUAAAAUAGCAUCUCCCAGAUAGCUUUGUCAUAUAGAUUGUGGUAGAAACAAUAUGUUUGUUAGGCAAUUGUGUCAAUAUGCAAUUAGCAGCUGUUUUCCAAUAGAGUAUCUCAUUUAUGUAACUUCCUGCUGUGAACAAACUACAGGUACUAUCAUCAACCUUUGGCACACUUUUUCCCCAAAAUAUUUACAGAUUGGUUCACUUCAAAUAACAAUCUGUGUACCACUUUAAAACUGUGUCUUCAGAAAAGAACCAAAGCAAUUACUUACGUGAAUCUUUAUAGUUUGUAUCUAUGAAAAGAUCUACUGAAAUACCAAAGAAAUAAGUUGGUAAGAAAAGUUUAUGAUAAUAUUGAAGAGGGUUUCUAUAACAGUGCUCUGGCAUAGUGAAGAUAUGGCUGUGUGCAGAAAAUGUAGUUACUUCAGUUUUCUGUUUUUGUAUUUUGUUUCAUUUUAUGUAUGGAAAUAUUAUUUAUAUGACAGUUUUGUUAACAAAAUGAAGUUUCAUCUGAUAUUUUGAAACUGAACU